AUGGGAGGUACUCCUUUCAGGCAUCUAAGAGCGGCAUAUUCUACUUCUACACGGUCUACACACAUUGAAUUUACCGGAUUGGACCUUAUAACUGAUCCUGUUAUGGGUAGGAACCCUGUAGGAGAGGUUCUUUACAGUGCAGGAUCAAAGGCCAUGAUGGAAGGUCAACGUAAGAAAUCUCUUCUUGCAUCUAUAACGAAACCUGAAGUCGAAAACAGCAGACCAAGCAGUAUGGUUGUGAAGAAAGCGCACACCGUAGUCCCUGCGCAUAUCUUGGCAGAAGCCAUAUCGACAAUCCGUGGUCUUGACCUCAGAUGGUCAGGUCCAAUAACAACGAUGGAGAUGCAAUACGUUGAGCAGUAUGUCUUGGCAAAGUACCCCCAAUAUGCUGGCUUCAUCGGAGAGAAGGUAGAUCUCUCUACUCUUUGUAUCAAUGAAGAGAUCUCAGAGCCUUCACCAGACGACAAGAAUAAGUCACCUAGGACUAGUCUUAGAGACGUCUCCACACCAUCAUUCGGAAGCAAUCACCCUGACUUGGAUAGAACCCAGUUAGAGCCAUCGAGACUGCUUGAUAUUCUUACCGAGAAAUCGUCAUUUCCUGGGAGUUUUGUGUCAAUACCUGAAAUCCAAGCUCAGCACAAAGUUCUAAGGUACUGUGGAUUACUUGAUGAUGAGUAUCUUGUCCUGUUCACUCAAAACUACAAAGAUGCAAUGAUGUUAGUAGGAGAGAGCUAUCCUUUCUUCAGAGGGAACUUCUACAUGACUGCCAUCGGGGAAGCAAUGGAUUAUGUAAAGGAAUUCGCCAGUUACAAGGAAUCAAAAGUGAUCCCAACACCGGAGACUUGGUUGGAUUUGAGAAUCAAGGGAUCGCAGCUUAGCCAGUAUUUUAGAAGGAAGUGUAAGCACAGCCCUAAGGGGCUAUUCUCAUACCCAGCUGAUGUGAACGGAACUCGUUAUUCGAUGCAUUGGGUAUCGGAAGCCCAUCGGAACUCAUGGCAUGUUCUGCUGGAUGCAACUGCUCUGGUCGUCGGGAAGGAUAGGUUGAACCUUGCACUUCACAGGCCUGACUUUGUGCUGUGCAGUCCUGACAAUACCCCUGCUAAUCCUUCAACAAUCACAUGCCUUCUUGUUAGGAAGAAAUCUUUUGAUACUACAACAGCUUCAACUUAG
Molecule: messenger RNA, 1170 nt
Organism: Dovyalis caffra
Lineage: Eukaryota; Viridiplantae; Streptophyta; Magnoliopsida; Malpighiales; Salicaceae
Source: the annotation of a GenBank genome assembly